ACGCAUUUGUUCCCUUUUGCUCCCACCCCGCUUGUCCUCUUCCCCCGCCCCGGCCGCCUACUGGUCGCCCGCUCUCGCGUCUCUCUCGCGGCCUCUCCUCUCUUUAUCCCCCCUCCCCGCGGGCGCCGUCGAGCGCAAGACACCGGUGGCUCGCCCGUCUCUCCGGUAGUUAGUUGGCCCCCCUUCUUGGCGAUCGAGCCGGCAGAAUCCGACGCUCUUUCUUUCCCGGGUUCCUCGGCGUCGAGUCCAAAGGUGACUUGUGAAGAAAAAUAUCAGGUCAUCACCUAACGUGCUUGGAGUAUGAUCUGGGUUGGCCUCACUCACUGCCAAGGAGUCUAAAUAGCUGGUUUUGGAGCACUGCACCAGCAUUUUGCUUAAGUGAAAGUUCUCAGAGGUUUUCCAGGCUCAAAGAAAUUUGAUCCUCAUAUAAGCUCCAGAUCAUGGGUUGGUUAAACAAAAUAUUUAAAGGCUCAGUAAACAGAGUUUCAAGGGGUCAUUAUGAUGGCCACUGGCAUGAAGGCAACCAAUCUGAGCAUACCAGAGAUGCAUAUGAUGAGAGCGACAGUGAAGAUAUAGCUCGUGCUAUUGCAUUAUCCUUAGCAGAGCAAGAUCCGAAUAAGGGAAAGGCUAUUGAUCCUGAUUAUAGUUUGGAGGAAGAUGAGCAACUUGCACGGGCUCUCCAGGAGAGCCUUAAUACCGAGUCUCCUCCUCGUCAAAAUGCUCCUGUUGAGAAUGUUCCAUCAGAGAGUAUCCCAGCAAGGGAGCCACAUCAGCCUGUCUUACCCUCAAGUGGAUUCAGGACUUGUGCUGGAUGCAGAAAGCCAAUUGGUCAUGGGCGUUUUCUUAGUUGUAUGGAUGAAGUUUGGCAUCCUCAGUGCUUCAAAUGUUAUGCUUGCAAUAAGCCCAUAUCAGAGUAUGAGUUCGCCAUGCAUGAAGACCAGCCAUACCACAAAUCCUGCUAUAAAGAUUUUUUUCAUCCAAAAUGUGAUGUCUGCAAGAACUUUAUUCCGACAAAUAAGAAUGGCCUGAUCGAAUACCGAGCACAUCCUUUUUGGAUGCAAAAGUACUGCCCUUCCCAUGAAGAUGAUGGCACUCCUAGGUGUUGCAGCUGUGAAAGAAUGGAGCCAACGGACAUCAAAUAUAUUACAUUAGACGAUGGGAGGAAACUGUGCUUGGAAUGUCUCACUUCUGCAACAAUGGACUCUCCUGAAUGCCAACACCUUUACAUGGACAUUCAAGAAUUUUUUGAAGGUUUGAAUAUGAAAGUAGAACAGCAAGUUCCAUUACUUUUGGUUGAGCGUCAGGCUCUGAAUGAAGCAUUGGAAGCUGAGAAAAGUGGACAUCACCUUCCUGAAACCAGAGGUCUAUGCCUUUCUGAAGAACAAAUUGUCAGAACUAUCUUAAAAAGACCAACAAUUGGACCAGGAAACAGAAUUAUGGAUAUGAUUACAGGACCAUACAAGCUGGUCCGACGGUGUGAAGUGACCGCCAUCCUAAUACUGUAUGGUCUACCAAGAUUGCAAACUGGCUCCAUCCUUGCUCACGAGAUGAUGCACGCAUAUCUUCGCCUUAAAGGAUACAGAUCUCUUAGCCCUCAGGUUGAAGAAGGCAUCUGUCAAGUCCUAUCCCACCUGUGGCUUGAGUCUGAAAUCAUCGCCGGUGCUAGUGGCAACACUGCUUCCAGUUCGGCAUCAUCAUCGUCUUCGUCGGCAGCUCCUACCUCUUCAAAGAAGGGAGCGAAGACAGAAUUUGAGAAGAAACUCGGGGCGUUCAUCAAGAAUCAGAUCGAAACAGAUUCAUCCGUGGAAUAUGGGGAUGGUUUUCGGGCAGGCAUUCAGGCAGUUGAACAAUAUGGCUUGAGAAGCACCCUUGAUCAUAUGAGGCUGACAGGGUCUUUUCCUUAUUGAUGAUCAUUCAAGUAAAGAGAAGGACAUUACUCCGAUUUGUGAACAUGGCUGCAUAUUUUGGAGGUUAUUGGUGGAAUUAGAUGCAUCAUAUAUAUACAACAGGAUAAGAUUAGUUUACAGUAAAGUAAUAAGAAGAGAAAGAAAGAUUAUCCGUAUAGAUAUUUGCAAAUUUUCCUGUUGUCUGUGAAAUAAUACAUGUAAGUCUUAAGAUAUAGAGGUACUAUAGUUGUUUUUCACAUUGCCAGUAUACAGGGCAAACUUUGCUGAACAUAUCUUACAUACAGGAGUACAACAUUUGGAUAAGUUGUGGGGAAAAUGUUCUUA
Messenger RNA from Triticum dicoccoides, 2231 nucleotides. RefSeq names its product protein DA1-related 1-like. Lineage: Eukaryota; Viridiplantae; Streptophyta; Magnoliopsida; Poales; Poaceae. The transcript is spliced from 13 exons. The coding region runs from base 441 to 1907 and encodes 488 amino acids. The record is from RefSeq and is a predicted model, not a curated record. Gene Ontology annotation, molecular function: ubiquitin binding.